AUGAGCCACGAACUCCAUACAGGCUUCCACUUUGUCAAUGAGCGUCACAACGACACGUAUCCGACGGUCGACCCGAGCAAGCGGGACUUCUCCGGCCGCUAUGUGUUUAUCACGGGUGCCUCCAAGGGCAUCGGCCGCGAGACGGCUCUGUCGUUUGCCAGCGCUGGUGCCGCCGGCAUUGGCAUCGGUGCGCGCUCGGGCCUUGAAGACCUGCUAGAGCCUCUUGCGGCCGCAGCGAAGGCCGCCGGAAAAGCGCCGCCGCAGGUCGUGGCCGUGCCGCUGGACGUCACAGACGAGGACAGUGUCGCUGCGGCUGCCGCCACGGUGGCCAAGACGUUUCCGCGCAUCGACGUGCUCGUCAACAACGCCGGCUUCCUCGAGAAGCGCGCCAAGAUUGGCGACAGCGACCCGGCCGAGUGGUGGACGACCUUCAACGUCAAUGUGCGCGGGCCGUACUUGGUGACGCGGGCCUUUUUGCCGCAAAUCACGUCGCCCAAAGACGGCGGCGGCACGAUUGUCAACGUCAGCAGCAUUGCCGCGCACCUACUAUCCCAGGGCGGCUCCGCGUACCAGACGAGCAAGCUGGCGCUGCAGCGGUUCACCGAGUUUCUGGAUGUCGACCACGGCCUGAACACAUCCGAGGGCAUUCUGACGUUUGCCAUCCACCCGGGCGGCGUGUUGACCGACAUGGGCCGGCGGCUGCCCCUGGAACGGCAGUCCUACCUGACUGAGACGCCAAAGCUAGCGGCGGACGUGAUUGUGUACCUGACCGAGAAGCGGCGGUUGUGGCUGGCGGCGCGGUACCUGUCGGCAACGUGGGACGUCGAAGAGCUACUGAGUAAGGAAGACGAAAUCGUCAAGGGCGACAAACUCAAAGUGCGUAUGGUUGUGUAA
This is a messenger RNA of Sporothrix brasiliensis 5110, 894 nucleotides long. RefSeq names its product NADP(+)-dependent dehydrogenase. Bases 1 to 894 code for a protein of 297 amino acids. The record is from RefSeq and is a predicted model, not a curated record. NCBI's taxonomy places the organism in Eukaryota, Fungi, Ascomycota, Sordariomycetes, Ophiostomatales, Ophiostomataceae. The transcript has 2 exons.